Messenger RNA from Penicillium egyptiacum, 614 nucleotides. The record is from the annotation of a GenBank genome assembly. NCBI's taxonomy places the organism in Eukaryota, Fungi, Ascomycota, Eurotiomycetes, Eurotiales, Aspergillaceae.
CACUUUCCAUACGGGUGCGACAGCAAGCUAUUUCCCGGGAAGUCGACCAAUACACAGCCAUGGGUAUCGACCUGGACCGCCACCAUGUGCGGAGCACCCACCGCAAGGCUCCCAAGAGCGACAACGUCUACUUGAAGGUUCUGGUGAAGCUCUACCGCUUCUUGGCUCGCCGCACCGAGUCCAACUUCAACAAGGCCGUCCUCCGUCGUCUCUUCAUGUCGAGAAUCAACCGCCCCCCGGUUUCCCUUUCUCGCGCUGUUGCCAACAUCAGUGAGGCGCAGAAGGGCAAGACCGUCGUCGUUAUCGGCACCGUCACCGACGACAACCGCCUUUUGACCAUCCCCAAGCUGUCGAUUGCUGCCCUCCGUUUCACCGCUACCGCUCGCGCUCGCAUUGAGCAGGCUGGUGGUGAGACUUUGACUCUUGACCAGCUUGCUCUCCGCGCUCCUACCGGUGCCAACACUCUCCUCCUGCGUGGACCCAAGAACGCCCGUGAGGCCGUGAAGCACUUCGGCUUUGGUCCUCACACCGACAAGAAGCCGUACGUGGGAAGCAAGGGCCGCAAGUUCGAGCGGGCUCGUGGUCGCAGAAGGUCCAAGGGUUUCAAGGUUUAA